CUCUCAACUAGUAGAGUUUCAAAUGAGCAGGCGAGGACUGAGACUCGCUCUCUCCGUAGGCUCUUCUCGAUCGGAUUACCUUCACUCCCACAGUCGCCCAACGCCUUUCUCUUCUCACUCUUCCACUUUUGCUCGCCAACUUUUCCUAUGCUUUCCAAGAUUCAUUAGCGAUUCCUCGCCCGACAACCUCGAAGGUUUAAUCCAUCCAGACCUCCAUCUUCCCGGAGAAGAACAAUCUGGGUCAGAUGGAAGAUUCAGGUCUGACGGUUAUGCCUUUCUUCGUGACUCUUUGAUGGGUUCAGUUGCUGAAUGCAGUCAUUCGGAAGAAAAGUUAGAGUCUUGUAAGUCCUCAACUGAUGCUGUCCUGAUGUCUAAUGCGAUUAAGAACAGUACCGAUGGUUUUGGAAUCGGAACCCAGAAUUUUCUUAGGCAAUUCAGAGGGAAGUUAAAUGAGGCAUUGGCUGUAGAUGUGUUGAAGCUUAUUAAAAAUGCUGACUUGGGUGUGAAGUUCUUCCUGUGGGUUGGUCGGCAGAUUGGUUAUCAACAUACAUUGCCUGUGUAUAACGCAUUGAUAGAACUGAUAGGGUGUGAAAGGAACAACAAGAUGCCUGACCAUUUGGUCAGGGAAAUUAAGGACGAUGAUGAAGUGUUACUUGUGAAGUUACUAAAUUUGAUGAUUCGGAACUUCUGCAAAAAUGGGAUGUGGAAUAUCGCUUUGGAAGAGCUGGGAAGGCUUAAGGACCUUGGUUAUACACCUUCACGAGGGACCUAUAAUUGUUUAAUUCAGGUUUUCCUGAAGGCAGAGAGGUUGGACACAGCAUAUUUAGUCUACAGAGAGAUGUCGGAGAAGGGUUUUAGGAUGGAUGAUCAAACAAUGGGUUGCUAUGUACACACUCAAUGCAGAGCAGGUAAGUGGAGAGAAGCACUUGAUUUAAUUGAGAAGGAAAAGAUUGGUCCAAAUACUGUCAUUUACACAACCAUGAUAUCUGGAUUAUGCGAAGCUUCUCUUUUUAAAGAGGCAAUGGAAAUUAUGAACAUAAUGCGGGUAAAUUCUUGUGUUCCCAAUGUUAUAACAUAUAGGACUUUACUUUGUGGUUGUUUGAAUAAAAAACAGCUAAGUAGAUGUAAGAGAAUUGUGAAGAUGAUGAUUACAGAAGGAUGUUACCCAAGUCCUAAACUAUUUAAUUCUCUUGUUCAUGCUUACUGUCAAUCCAGGGACUAUUCAUAUGCCUAUAAGUUGAUUAAAAAAAUGUUAGCAUGUGAUUGCAAGCCGGGUUAUGUUGUUUACAACAUCUUUGUUGGUGGCAUAUGCGGCAAUGAGGAGUUACCAAGCUCGGAUGCAUUAGAAUUAGCUGAAAUUGCUUAUAGUGAAAUGUUUGCUUCUGGUUUAACGUUAAAUAAAGUAAAUGUUGUCAGUUUUGCAAGAUGCCUGUGUAGUGCUGGAAAAUUUGAGAAAUCUUACAAGAUUAUUCAUGAAAUGAUGAAGAAGGGUUUUGUACCGGACAGUAGUACAUACUCCAAAGUUAUUGGUUUUCUAUGCCACGCGUCAAAAAUAGAGAAGGCCUUCUUAUUAUUUGAAGAAAUGAAAAGGAAUGGUGUUACUCCAGACAUCUAUACAUAUACCAUCUUAAUCGAUAGUUUCUGCAAAGCAGGUCUAAUCCAACAAGCUCGCAACUUGCUAGAUGAAAUGAGAAAGGCUGGUUCUAUACCUAAUGUGGUUACGUAUACUGCUCUUAUUCAUGGUUACUUGAAAGCAAUGAAGAUUAUGGAUGCCAACGAGCUUUUCUUAAGCAUGUUAUCAGAAGGUUGCAUGCCAAAUGUUGUUACAUAUUCCGCGUUAAUUGAUGGUCUUUGCAAAGCUGGCCAUCUUGAAAGAGCUUGCCAGAUUUAUGAAAGAAUGAGGGGAAAUAAGGGAAUUUCGGAUGUAAAUUUAUACUUUGUUGGUGAUGAAAGCGGUGGGGAACCUAAUGUUAUCACUUACGGAGCAUUGGUGGAUGGUUUGUGCAAAGCUCAUAAGGUUGAAGAGGCAAGGAAUUUGUUAGAUGCGAUGUCUGCUGCUGGGUGUGAACCGAACCAUAUUGUAUUUGAUGCUCUAAUUGAUGGAUUUUGUAAGGCUGGGAAGCUAGAUGAAGCCCGAGAAUUCUUUUAUAAAAUGUCGGAAUAUGGUUAUAGUCCGAAUAUAUAUACAUACAGCUCUAUACUUGAUAAAUUGUUUAAGGACAAGAAGAUAGAAAUGGCUUUGGAUGUUAUAUCUAACAUGCUGGAUAAUUCAUGUCCUCCCAAUGUUAUUGUUUAUACAGAAAUGAUAGAUGGCUUAUGUAAAUCUGGAAAAACUAACGAAGCUUUUAAACUUAUGAAUAUGAUGGAAGAAAAAGGGUGCAAUCCGAAUGUCGUGACUUACACUGCCAUGAUCGAUGGCUAUGGAAAAAUCGGUGAAGUGGAUAAAUGCAUUGAAAUCUUGAGACAGAUGAGCGAUAAAGGUUGUGCUCCUAAUCAUGUGACUUAUCAUGUCCUCAUAAAACAUUGUUGUGCCAAUGGCCUUCUUGAUGAGGCUUACCAACUACUAAAGGAGAUGAAACAAACUUACUGGCCUAUAAAUGUGACAAACUAUUGUAAGGUCAUAGAAGGUUUUAGUCAAGAUUUCAUUGCUAAUCUUGGGCUUUUAGAUGAGAUAGGUAAGACCUAUUCUCUUGCUUUUAGUUCGGUUUAUAGUAUACUGAUAGACAGCUUUUGCAAAGCUGGAAGACUGGAAGUUGCUCUAGAGCUGUAUAGAGAAAUUUCAAAUUCUCAAGUUUGCUCAUCUGCUGAGAGGAAACUGUAUUCAUCUUUAAUUGAGAGCCUCUCACUCUCAUGCAAGAUUGAUAGGGCGUUCGAGUUGUACAGCGAUAUGAUAAGGAAGGGUGGUAUACCAGAUUUGAGUAUCUUUUUCCACCUGAUUAAAGGACUUGCUAAUGCAAAUAUGUGGGAGGAAGCACUGCAGCUUUCAGAUAGCCUUUGCCAUAUGGAUAUUGUCUGGGUUUCGAGUGAAGCUGCAUUAAAGGAUGCCUAAAUCAUUAUAAUGCAGUUGGGAGUUGGGACCUCCAAUACAAUGAAGUGCUCCUAGAUGCUCACACAAUGGUUUUUGGGAGACUGACAUGGAAGUGGUCAUCCAUUUUUGCUGGCAUUUGCUUGAACCUUAAUGAGUAAUUAUUUUCCUGAUAAAAGUUGUGGCACAAGGUUUUGGCUCCAUGGGCGAAGUCUGGAAAUCUUUUUCCCUAGUGAGAAAGUUACAUUUGCACUGGAUUUCUCCACUAUUCUCUGGUUAUGGCAUCCAUUUCUUAGAUCAUGUGACAUUCUGGGGUCUGAAACUGGGAAGUGAAAAGCCUCACAUGACCAUUAUGGUGAUGCAUGAUACCAACAGCAAUUAGAUCAAGUACUAGCAGAAAUGGAUCCCCAGAUCAUAAUCU
This is a messenger RNA of Impatiens glandulifera, 3446 nucleotides long. Its product is annotated as pentatricopeptide repeat-containing protein At1g06710, mitochondrial. The transcript is spliced from 3 exons. The record is from RefSeq and is a predicted model, not a curated record. NCBI's taxonomy places the organism in Eukaryota, Viridiplantae, Streptophyta, Magnoliopsida, Ericales, Balsaminaceae. Gene Ontology annotation, molecular function: protein binding. Bases 23 to 3049 code for a protein of 1008 amino acids.